This is a messenger RNA of Cylas formicarius (sweet potato weevil), 811 nucleotides long. It is a transcript of the gene HemK2, whose product is annotated as methyltransferase N6AMT1. Gene Ontology annotation, molecular function: S-adenosylmethionine-dependent methyltransferase activity; protein methyltransferase activity. The record is from RefSeq and is a predicted model, not a curated record. The transcript has a single exon. The coding region runs from base 1 to 624 and encodes 207 amino acids. NCBI's taxonomy places the organism in Eukaryota, Metazoa, Arthropoda, Insecta, Coleoptera, Brentidae. Gene Ontology annotation, cellular component: eRF1 methyltransferase complex.
AUGACUUUGGAAACUCCAAGAUAUGAUUUACAUCAAUUCUCAGAGGUUUAUCAUCCUGCUGAAGAUACUUUUUUGUUUUUAGAUGCGUUAGAAGAAGAGCUAAACUUUAUUCAGCAUCUAAAUCCUACAAUGAUUUGUGAAGUUGGUUCAGGUAGUGGACUAAUAGUCACAGCUUUAGCAACCAUUUUAAAAUACUCAUGUGCAUAUUUUUCUACAGACAUCAAUUUCCAAGCAUGUUUAGCCACAAUGAAAACUGCAUCAAUGAACGAUGUUUUCAUUAAUAGUGUCAAUAUGAACCUCCUGACGUGUUUUAAAGCUCAGUUUGACAUGAUCAUGUUUAACCCCCCUUAUGUUCCAACUGAUUCAAGUGAGGUAGUAGGAAAUGGAAUUAAUCGUUCCUGGGCAGGAGGCAGUCUUGGUCGUGAAGUUUUAGAUAAAUUUCUUUAUACGUUACCAGACCUAUUGAGGCCAAAUGGAGUAUGUUAUUUGUUAUUGUUAAAAGAAAACAAAACUAAAGAAAUUGUAGAAAUUUUGUCACAGAGAAAUUUUAAAAGUGUGCUUAUAAAGCAAAGGAAAAUACCAGGAGAACACUUGUUUGUUUAUAAAUUUAUUAAGAUCAUUUAAUCCUGUGGUUUCACUGUUUAAAGGGUUUUUUAAAUUAAAAUUUAAAUAAAUGUUAAGCAAAUUAAAAUUGUUUUGAAUUGUUAGAAUUUAUUGAUAUUUUCAUCAUAGCCUGUAUUAAUUAUGAUUACUAGUCUGCUUACUGUUUAUUUAAGUGACAUUACGUUUUAUAUACUCAAUUUUGUUGAAU